Molecule: messenger RNA, 3387 nt
Organism: Xiphophorus maculatus (southern platyfish)
Lineage: Eukaryota; Metazoa; Chordata; Actinopteri; Cyprinodontiformes; Poeciliidae
Gene: hs3st1l1
Product: heparan sulfate glucosamine 3-O-sulfotransferase 1-like
Exons: 2
Coding region: 513-1454 (313 amino acids)
Molecular function (GO): [heparan sulfate]-glucosamine 3-sulfotransferase activity
Source: RefSeq, a predicted model, not a curated record
CACACGGGAAACGGCUCCUCCCCGCUUCCCUCCUGUCUGCCACGCAAAACUGAGGCAGUGGCGUGGCCACGGCGCUCCUCCUGUACACAGCCUCGGAGACGGAGCCGAGUCGUCUGCUUUGAAUAAACAAGCGCUCCGUUCCGGCAGCUGGUAGUCUGCUCGCUUCCGAACCGACUCAGUGAUGACAGUGGCCGUGGGAAGGGACGGACGCGUUUGUUGUGCGGGGACCGGCGGGACGCAGGAGCGCGCUCCGGUGUUCAGCAUCAUCUACAUCCUCCGCUCCUGAGAACAACCAAAAACCCGAGAGGCGCUCAGACCAGCACCAAACCCGCCGGAAGAGAUGUACUGCGGACUGCCAAUGAUUUUUCCUCCUCCAAUUCAAAUUCAAAAGCAGGGAAAGUCUGCAUUUCUGACUUCUUCUGUUCUCACUGAGCGCCGACAUCUCGUCUGCAGCUAAACCGCUGUCUUAGUUCUCCUUUAUCACACCAGUGUUCACUCAUCCAUUCAUCCCCAUGGCUUCCUUUCUGGUAUCAUUGCUUCUGCUGGUUCUCCAGACGUAUGCUGCCCCAUCUGAGCUCAUUAAGGCAGGCUUUGGUUCAGCCCUGGACAGCAAAGACCCUGAUCCAGUACCACCAGUCAAUGUCUCUGAGGAUUCCACUUCAUCCCCACCACCGGGAACAAGCAAGCGGACCCCACACAGCAUCAUUAUUGGCGUGCGAAAAGGGGGCACCAGAGCGCUGUUGGAGAUGCUUGACAUUCACCCUGAGGUCGCUGUGGCUGCCACUGAGGUUCACUUCUUUGACUGGGAUGAAAACUAUGCUAAGGGUCUGGAGUGGUACCGUGACCUCAUGCCGUACUCUUACCCUCAUCAGAUCACGAUAGAGAAAACUCCGGGUUACUUUACGUCACCUCUCGCACCAGAACGCAUCUGCGCCAUGAACUCGUCUAUAAAACUGCUGCUGAUCUUGAGAGACCCGACCGAGCGGGUGAUCUCUGACUACACCCAGGUGUACUUCAACCGACUGGAGAACCACAAGCCGGUGCAAGCCAUUGAGAACCUCUUGGUACGCAACGGAGCCCUGAACAUCCGCUACAAGGCGAUCCAGAGGAGUCUGUACGACGUUCAUAUGCGCAACUGGCUGAAGCACUUCCCCCUGGAACAGAUACACAUCGUAAACGGGGACGCUUUGAUCCACGACCCCCUGCCAGAGCUUCAGAAGGUGGAGCGAUUCCUGAACCUGCCUCCGAGGAUAGUGUCCUCCAACUUCUACUUCAACCAGACCAAAGGGUUUUACUGCAUCCGGAGUGACGGACGGGAGCGGUGUCUGCACGAGUCUAAGGGACGUCCUCACCCGUCCGUCAACAGCACCGUUCUGCAGCAGCUUCGCUCCUACCUACGGGAACACAACCGGAACUUCUUCAGGAUGGUGAAGCGCACCUUCAGCUGGCAAUAAGAAACCUACGUCACAAACUGGACUCUAUCGAGCCGAGACUAAAUGAGGAAAAGAAACAGCACUUUACACAUACAUGACGGAAGUCCUUUGAGGAACCUCUUAUUGAUUACUUUUGUGAUCUGGUUUCAGCAAAACUGUUCUAUAUUUACACAUUGAAGACAAAAAAAACUGUAAUUACAGACAAAUGUCAAAAGAGAACUUUCAGGUUUAUUUCUUUCUGUGCUGAAAGCAUUUAGCUUGUCAAAUAGCAGUGAAAAUGAGUUAGCUAAACUGAUGAACUUUUGCCCGACUUUCUUGUUUGAUAUUCUUCUUGUUCUUACGAAUAAACUAUUGUUUUAAAACGUACAGGAAAAUGUGUUUUUCCCCCCCCUAUCUUCAUUUCCAAAGUGCCUGAUCUCACCAGCCAGUGCUAUUCAGGAAGCGUGAGAUAUGGGCAGAGGCAUUACAAUAAGCCUUUGAUUUGCUGUGGUGCAAGGUAGACAUUAAUGCAAGGAAAUGGGUACCCUGGAGCAGCACUUUAGUUGUACAGGAAUCACUAAUAGCUUUGGACAUUGAAGGUGGCCUGCGCCCGCAGCUAAAGUCAGAUCUUCACAGUCAGCAAGCUGGAAUCCGCCAGAGCUUCUGUUGCAUUCUGCUGCUGCGUCGCUCAACAAUUUGCACAGGUGUUAAAUGUGGUCGUUAAAUCAUAUGCCCAACAGCCCUGUAAAUUAUUUACAAAUGACACUGUAUCUGCAUUGAUGCUUUUCCUACAUAUUCUCGCUUUCCUGAAUUGCGCAAAGCAUGCAGUUUUCCCAGAAACAGCUUGUCGUCGUCUCCCACAACAAAUAGACAGGGGUCAUGUUUCUUUCAUUGAUUAGACUUUAAACAGCAGCCAAAGCUACAGCUCCACUGGGAUCUGAUAUUCAUGUGAUCUCGCUGCUCUGUCUGCUGGAAUAAGCACUGGUCCCCUCCCGAAGGCAAACAGUCAUUGAUGCUGCACUGAAUCCAUAUCCUGGGCUGAACAUGGGAGGGGGUGUAAAGCCAUGGGCGAUAUAGAAAUGUGCUGAAUAUAAUUACAUUAAGAGUCUAGUUCAGCAGUGUGAUCUGGGGUUUAGGAUUGAAAUUAGUUUGGAAAAUUAUACUGUACGAGUAGACAAAUUUUAGCGUGAUGACAAUUUAAAAAGCUAAAUGUAAUCAUUCUUAAAUAAUCUUGCUCCGGGACUUUUCUCUCAUCUGCUCAACAGGGGGCACUUGAGCCCACUGGUACGUUUUACACAAAAGAUGGCUUCAGACGUGCCUAGUUGUGCUCCCUCCUGUUGUUUCAGAUAAAGGUGAAGGGCCUGGGAGAGUUAUUCUGUGACCUUGGCUGAUAUGUUCUUUGGUAUGUGCAGCCCAGCUGCUCAUCUGGGAGAUAAAGCGACUAGUGGUAUUCCACACACAUUACCGAUCAUUCCCAGGGUGCUAGCGUGGCAACGCUGUGUUUUCUGUUCCCCAGGUGGGUAAGAAAGACAAAAUGCCAUGUUUGGUUUGCACCAGGAGUACGCAGCACACUUUUAGUCCUUUUGAAUUCUCUUUAUAUUGAAGGAGAAGCUGGGUUUGCUUUCUGAGAGGUGCAGCACGCAUGUCAAAUGAUCUGUUGAGUCAAUCAUUUCAGCGAAUCCUAUAAAGUUCAUUGUAUUGUUUGGUUAGAAAUUGUCAUCCACUCAUCAUCGAUGUGCUCAAUUUUAAUUUGGGGCUUUUAAUUGUUCAUUUGAAUCGUCUUAUUUCCAGAAAGAGGCUGAAUAUCCAAAAGAGCAACUUCUCUGACCCAAACUGCCAGAAAAUCAUACAUGCAGAGAUGCAACACUGACACUUUUAUAAAUCCAUCUAUAUAGAAACCAUUUAUACAGUAUGUGACUUUAUAAAGGGUUUUUUAUGGUUUAUUCAACAGAUUCCUGGAUGAUAGCAUGGUAAG